Trichoderma gamsii is the source of this 1077-nucleotide messenger RNA. RefSeq lists its product as hypothetical. The record is from RefSeq and is a predicted model, not a curated record. The transcript has a single exon. Bases 1 to 1077 code for a protein of 358 amino acids. NCBI's taxonomy places the organism in Eukaryota, Fungi, Ascomycota, Sordariomycetes, Hypocreales, Hypocreaceae.
AUGGCCAAGCGAAAAUCUACCACGAGUCCUUCUUCGCCGCGCAAGAAGGCCAAGCUGGACCUGCCGACCGAUACCCCGACCCUUGAGAUAUCCAGCGGCGAUGGAACAUCCUUAUUAUCAGCAUCAACACCAUCACCUCCAACCCCCUCACGACGCGAAAAACGCAAGAGAACAGAUAGUGUUUCUACCGAUGGCUCAUUAGAAGAGUCGGGCCCAGGCACCAGCGCGAAACGAGCCAGGACACAGAGCCCAGCCAGCGAAACGAAACAUUCACACCAGCCAGGCUUUGAGCUAUGGCCAGAUCUGGAAGAUGAUCCAGAUUUUGUACCAUGGCCGAGCGCUUUUGACGACCCACAGUCAGAAGCACAUAUUUAUUACGAAGAUGAACACUACACAAAGGAGCUAACUGCGAAAGCACGCGAGUUCCGGAAACAAGCUACAUUAGCGAUGCACGGCUACUUACUUUGCCCAUGCGGAAAGUAUCACCAAGUCGUUGGCCGAAAAUGCUGGCACCAUCCGGGGAUGGAGCCAGAACUAGAAGAACCAGUUGGAACACAGCCUCAACAAGAUGCUGGCUCGAUGUACCGAAGUCGAAGCCAGGAGCCGCUACUAAGCCCAGAGCUUUCCGAUGAUGAAGAGACAGAUGCAGCUGGGGGUGGUCAACUCGAAAUCACGCCCAUCAGUGCUUCCGAACCAUUAUCGAUCUCAUCAAAUUCGCCAGCUUCUGUCAUUUCAGAAGCAUCAAAUGUUUCUUCCACCACUUCACCCUCCACUUCGCCUGCCUCUUCAUCUGCAACUACCAAAGCUCAAGUCUCGCGUCAACGUAGCAACAUGAAACGCAGUGCAGGAAAGCCGAUCUCACAGCGCCAGACACGCAAAAAAAACAAGAGGAAGCUGGAGGGAGGGAGUGUAGAUAAAGGCGACAAGCGCCAGCCUCGUGGUCGGAAGCCGAAGACUACGUCGAUAAUUGAAGAGCCCGUUCAGUCACGACGAUCAUCUAGGAGAGCUGCGGGCUCUCAGCUGUGGUUUUUGGGUGACAACGGCAAAGCUUGCUUGAUGACAUCAUCCUCAGGGUGA